This is a messenger RNA of Orbicella faveolata, 2109 nucleotides long. RefSeq lists its product as uncharacterized. The record is from RefSeq and is a predicted model, not a curated record. Lineage: Eukaryota; Metazoa; Cnidaria; Anthozoa; Scleractinia; Merulinidae.
CUUAUUCGAGGGGGGUCGCUAAUUCGAGGAUUUACGGACCAUGCUCCACAAGUAUCGUAAGCCUACGGGCACUUUGGUGGAUCCAUGUUUUUGCCUUUAUGUUAUUUUAGUACUUUUCUUUUAUGUAAAUAUCUUAUGGGUGGCUUUAAUACAACAAUUUUUUCACUUUGGCCCGUAGGAUAUGAGAUGAUUACAACCAACUCUGCGCUAAGCACUUCGUUGGCUCUCUAUCACCUGAUAUCCAACGCGCGCACGUAGAGUAAUUAUUAAAUGUAACCAAUCGUUUAUUUGUUUGCUUUGGUGUUUUCGUACAGCUCAACCUGAAAACCAGAAAGAGUCCAUGACAGGCACGUUCAGAGUUCAGGGUACUGCAACGUUAAAAAAUGGAAAAAUCGAGCUGGAUAUUAGUUUAGAAAAUGAAAUUGCCCCCGAGACUGGCUUAAUGCCGCCAACAGCUUCUACAACCCCCGCAGCAUCAACACAACCAACAUCAGGGACAAGUGGAACAACUAUGAAAAUAACUUCAUCAACACCUACCAGUGCAGCUGGUUCGACUUCUCCAGCUGGGGGAUCCACAAGGGCAGCUGGUACGACUACUCCAGCUGGAGGAUCUACCAGUGCAGCUGGUACGACUACUCCAGCUGGGGGCUCAAACAGUGCAGGUCGCACGGCUACUCCAGCUGGGGGAUCUACCAGUGCAGCUGGUACGACUCCUCCACCUGGGGGAUCCACAAGUGCAGCUGGCACGACUCCCCCAGCUGAGGGAUCUACCACAGCAGGUGGCGUGACCACCCCAACUGGGGGAUCUACCAAUGCAGCUGGUACGACUCCCCCACCGGGGGGAUCCACAAGUACAGCUGGCACGACUACCCCAACUGGGGGAUCCACCAGAGCAGGUGGCAUGACCACCCCAACUGGGGGAUCUACUUCUGCACCAGGCUCUAUUACACCGAGCCAGCCAACUACAGCAUCGUCAGGACCUACUCCUUCCACAACAGCCCCCACAGCAGGCACAUCUGGUACCACAGCUGGAACAUCAGCAGCAACCACUGCCGCAGGGACCACUGGUGCGAGUGUUAAAGCUUCUACCACGGGACCAGCGACAUCAGUGCCUUCAUCAGCUGCUCCAGGUUCAUCAACUCCGCGUGGUAUGACAACUGUUGCUCCUUCAACCAUGCCACCAACAGCGGCUACUUCAAAGCCAGCUGUUCCAGUCAAAAUAUGUCUAACUCCUGGACAAGUAUAUGUGAUAAUAGUUGCCAAAGGGGUCAUGGCAGCUCACAAUUCAGUCCGUCGUACCCAUGGCUCCCCUGCUCUGCAGCUUGAUGAGCAGAUGACCUGUGACGCUCAACAUUUUGCCCAACAAAUGGCCUCUAGAGAAGUUUUGGAACACCAAUCAAGUUCAAUCCUGUCAAGAAAGAGAGUGGGGGAAAACAUUGGAAUGUCGUGUACGCCUGCGCGAAACGGGCCCUUGAGCUUUCAGAAAAUAAAGAGAAUGGUAGGAAAUGUUGCUAAGCGCUGGUAUGAUGAGGUCUGUGAUUAUAACUUUGACAAGCCAAGUUUUGCGCCACACGUCGGUCAUUUCACUGAGGUUGUUUGGUCCCGCAGCAGAAAGCUUGGGGUUGGUUACGCCGUUGGAAAGAACGCCAAAUUUCCCGGAUAUGUAUGUGUCUACGUUGUUGGACGAUACCGUCCCGCUGGUAACAACAUGGAAUCGCAAAGACUGGAAAAGAAUGUCAAAAGAGGGAAUUUCAACGACGCUUACUGCACUAGAAGGUCUAAAGCACCAGCCUUCACCCUGAUCCCUGUGGACAAGAGAAACCAACUGCGAGCUAGCUACAGAGCAAGAGCUUAGGAUGACGCGUGACAGUUACGUAUAAAUCUUUAACAUAAUCAAUAUCAGAUUCAAAAUCUUUAUUGUCUAUAUCAAUGCGGAUGAACGACGAAACCUUCAUUACAAAACUGGUCUCAGGAAAUGGAUAAAUACCUGUAAUUCGCCUCGUGUUAAUUAAUAAAUAUUAUCACAGCGAAAAAACACAUACAUAUAUAUCUUGCAUUUUAUUUAAAACAGCGAUUUGUACAUUACAAAUUAAAGUACGUCUGAAAAAC